Molecule: messenger RNA, 600 nt
Organism: Exophiala dermatitidis NIH/UT8656
Lineage: Eukaryota; Fungi; Ascomycota; Eurotiomycetes; Chaetothyriales; Herpotrichiellaceae
Exons: 1
Coding region: 1-600 (199 amino acids)
Source: RefSeq, a predicted model, not a curated record
AUGUCGGCCUACAGCACCAACGACCUCCGCAGCCCAGCGAAACCAUACCAGCGAGAGAAGAACCAGCACAGCAAGUGGGCGAGAGGGGUAAAGACGGUAUAUAGCCGUUACCCAGACGUGCCUCAGCACGAACGAGAAACUAUCAUCCCUGGCCGGCCUGCACCCCGAGAUCUUGAUCGACGAUUGGGCCGUGCUGGAGCUCGAGAGCGACACAGCAUGCAGAACAAACUCAGUGGCCAAGCGGCCACUCUUGCACGCAAAGUCUUUCGCAACGAGGUGGUCGAAGCCAUCGACGGACCUCUGGCACUUGUCUCGGACACAUCUGAGGAAGAAGAUGUUUUGGACGCCUCUACUGCUCCUCUUCCGGCCGAGGCAGACUUUAUGUACAGCUACGAUGCCCCAAGCGGUCCUCGCAACGGCACUGACAUCUUGAGCCACGCCAUCAACCAAGCCGUUCAACGAUUCGAGAACAGCGAAACCGAGAAACUGGUCAACAAAGAAUACGACGUUGUUGAUGGCAAAGACAUGGUCGACCUGUCGACCGGUGAUGAUGAGGACGAGCAUGACUUUGAGAUGAUUGAACACUCUCAGUUGAACUAA